AUGGACCCAUCCUCAGAUCGAACGGCAAUUAAAAACUGGUAUAUCGACAUGGAGGCAUCAAUUGCUAUCUUGCGGCCAAAAUAUUCGCCAAUGUUAUGCUGUUUAAUGGCGCGAGGUGUCCACAGAUUUCCAAAUCACGAGCAAGAGGAGGUUCCUCUGCUAUACGCCGACAGGCACGAAUCCGAUUCACCGGAGGCCUCGGCUUCCCUUUAUUACUCUGAUGGCGAAUAUGUAAAUAUCCAUGAAAUCACAACCAAUUCGCCUUCUUUGUCUUUACUUUCAAUAGGCUUCAAUAGUUAUUUAAAUAUUAAAUGUGAAAGUCCCUAUUUUUGUAUUGACAUCAACAAUUGUCGCCAAGAUCAGCCUUUGUCAGCGCAAAGAAUAUCCAUUUCACCCACAAUGUUGGUAGAUUCAAGGCAGAUCGUUCUCAAUGAUGUGAAAGAGGAAAGAUUUCAGCAAGAUCUAUUUGAAAAGGAGAUGGGAGAGAAAUCCUAUGGGCCCAAGCUUUCAAAGUUCCUGUCAAACCUCUCCAUCCCGAUAUGCCAGACGAUGUCGCGAUUAUUCCCGCGAUUUAUUAUCUACAACUCAAAGGAACACACGGAGAAAGAUCAGCCUGGGGCUUUCAGCGAACAGGAGCCAAAUCUGUCGAGCUCGCUUUCUAUCCAAUAUCCGGUCUCCAUGCUUGAUCUGGCAUUUUGCCUGGAGGCGAAUUCGGUAUUUUUGAAGCGGGAAUAA
Mitosporidium daphniae is the source of this 735-nucleotide messenger RNA. RefSeq lists its product as uncharacterized. Lineage: Eukaryota; Fungi; Microsporidia. The coding region runs from base 1 to 735 and encodes 244 amino acids. The record is from RefSeq and is a predicted model, not a curated record. The transcript is spliced from 2 exons.